GGAGGGGGGGACAAGCAAAGCAAAGCAGAGUAAACCAAAGCCAAGCCAAGCAGGGCAGAGAGUCGGUGAGGGAUUACCAGCUAACUUCGCUUAUUUGCAUGUGAUAUAGUGGCCAGCAGAUGUGUCCGCACCGCUGUUAAUUUUCUCCUCUCAUCGGCUUGUGUUACCGCAGCGGAGGCCCGAAUCAAGUGUAAGUUUAUGUUAGUUAGCAGUCUGACGUUAGCCGUUAGCCGCUAACUCCCGCUGGUGACUUCAAACAACUUGUCAACAGCCGAUCGAUCCUGGACGGGAUUCGGGACUGUUUUCGCUGCUUGUCUGGCGUGUGGCCGGCUUGGCAUUUCACCGUGAACACCUUCACAAGCAGCAGCACUACUGGGAGAGUGGAGCUAUGAUGGCUACGUGACAGGAGAUGAGCCGCUGAGUCAGCUUCAACAGGAACCAUGGAAGGGUUUCAACAAGCUGCCACAGAGCAGCACGACCGGGUGAACGGCCACUGCGAGCCCAUGUCCCCCCAGGACACAGCUGAGUCUGGAGGCUCAGACAGUUGUGGGGGGACAAGCGUGUCGGAGUUGACAGACGUGCAAGAGUUAAAGGCCAGGGAAAGUGAAGAUGAGGAGGACAAGGAGGAGAAGGAGGUAGCACCUGCAUCUAAAGGUCUGAAAGGGGACCAGAAGAAAAGACAGAAAGAGGGUCAAGAUCAGGACGAAAACGAUCACAGCAAGCAAAACAACAGCGCGUCGUCCAGCUACACAGACUUGUCCCAUACAUCGUCACCUUCGCUGUCAGAACAGCUGCGUCUCGGUAGAGAAGACAGCGCAGCAUCUGGGAUCAGUGUGGAGUGUAAGGUCUGCGGAGACAAGGCCUCGGGCUUCCACUACGGCGUGCAUGCCUGUGAAGGUUGUAAGGGCUUUUUUCGGCGGACCGUGCGGAUGAAACUGGAAUAUGAGCGCUGUGAGCGUUCUUGCAAGAUUCAGAAGAAGAAUCGUAAUAAGUGCCAAUAUUGUCGCUUUCAGAAGUGCCUGUCUUUGGGAAUGUCCCACGAUGCGAUCCGAUAUGGACGUAUGCCUGAGGCGGAGAGGAAGAAGCUGGUGGCAGGCCUGCUUGCAGAGGAGCUGAACCUCGGCAAACCAGGUGGCUCGGACCUGAAGACCUUGGCCAAACAAGUCAACACAGCCUACCUGAAGAACCUCAGUAUGACCAAGAAGAGGGCCCGCAGUAUCUUGACAGGCAAAACCAGCAGCACCGCACCCUUUGUGAUCUACGAUGUAGACACACUCUGGAAAGCAGAGAGUGGUUUGGUAUGGAGCCAGUUAGUUCCCGGUGCACCUCUGACCAAGGAGAUCGGAGUUCACGUGUUCUACCGCUGCCAGUGCACUACGGUGGAGACUGUGCGAGAGCUCACCGAAUUUGCCAAGUGCAUUCCAGGGUUUGUGGACCUCUUUCUUAAUGACCAGGUGACUUUGCUGAAGUAUGGAGUGCACGAGGCUAUUUUUGCCAUGCUGCCGUCUCUCAUGAACAAAGAUGGACUCUUGGUGGCCAAUGGCAAAGGCUUUGUGACGAGGGAGUUCCUGCGCAGCUUAAGAAAACCCUUCAAUGAGAUCAUGGAGCCCAAGUUUGAGUUUGCUGUCAAGUUCAACGCCCUGGAGCUGGAUGACAGUGACCUGGCCCUGUUUGUUGCUGCCAUUAUUCUCUGUGGAGAUCGUCCCGGGUUAAUGAACGUGAAGCAGGUGGAGCAGAGUCAGGACAGCAUCCUCCAGGCGCUGGACCUCCACCUCCAAGCAAACCACUCUGACUCUGUCUACCUCUUCCCCAAGCUGCUUCAGAAGAUGGCCGACCUCCGUCAGCUGGUUACUGAGAACGUUCAGCUUGUCCAAAAGAUCAAAAAGACUGAGUCGGAGACCUCUCUCCACCCUCUACUACAGGAGAUCUACAAAGACAUGUAUUAGCGUUCUCUGGCACAAACUGCUUCUAGCAAUACUGUUACAGACUGACGUUACAUUUCUAACAAUACACUGCAUUCAGUUCAAGCACUGUUCCACAUAUGGGCAUGGAUUUUAACGUGCAGAUGAGACAAACUCACCUGGUAGGGCUAACACAAUCAGCAAAGUCUUCACAAUGUCAGCAUUACCAUCAGCACAGUAGUGAGUGUGUGUGUGUGUGUGCGUGAUGAGCAUCUGGAAUCAUUUGUUGCAGGUCCUAGUUUCCCACAACGGUCACUUAACAAAAAGAACGAUGUGUUUUCUCACCCAGGCUGCUCCUGUUUCAUCCUAAUAGCAGAGCUGACCCCAGAGCAGCGUCUAGAGAGAGAGAGAGAGAGAGCUUCUCCUCCUUGGCUCUGUGUUUUGCUGUAAAAGGGAAAGCAUUCACAUUCUUACACCAAUGGCAUAGUUGAAAUAGAAAUCACUUUAUACCUUGCAAGAGUGAUUGUAAUUGUUCUCAGACUUUUAACGGAGCUGAAGAUGCACAAUUUGGUAUUUGUUUACAUCAUUAUUAUCAUCAUCAUCAUCAUCACUGACCGCCACUUUGCCAUUUGGUUUAAAGAACACAAACUGGGCUGGUUCCAGCAGUGUAGAGCUCAUCAAUGCAACUGUCUGUGCAAUACCAUUUCCAUUUGUCAAUAAAUGUGAGAUCCAAGUUUUGUCUUAAAGCCAUCUACCCAAGAGGUAACUGUUGGACUGUGCUGCACAGAUUUUAUUUCUGAAGCUGACACUAUAAACACGUGACCUGUUUAAGUACAAGGGACAGCAUGUUUUUAUUAGUUUCUCUCUUUGUGUUCACAUGCGAAACACAACAAACUUGCCAUUUUAAAGGUUUUUUUUUUUAGUUUAUUCUUUGUAAUGUUACUAAUUAUUUGUAAUUGUUGAUCACAUUUGUAAGGGCAAAACAUGAAUUAUCUUGUUUCAUGUAUUAAGAAUAUGUGUUUUUUCAUUUUACAUGCCUGCCUGUUUGGUUUAGGUUGUACCAAAUAUCUCAUCAAACCAUUCCUUGAUGAGGAAUCUGGAUUUCAUGGAUCAGGAGGAUUGACCCUAAACCAGCAUACCAACCAUGAUAUUGUUACUGGAAAGUUUGAUGACGAUUGAGAGGCAGCAUCCGGCAUCUAGUAUCUUAUGUCGGUUUUUGUAUUCGAGAUAUACACAGUCCUAGAGUGCUACUAUUUUUAUGUGUGUACGGUCUGAUUUGUCUUGUGAGGAGGGGGCACAAAGUGUAACAGCCUUAUAAUACUGUAGCCACAAUCCAUACGUUUCCAAUGUCCCCCCCCCCCCCCCCCCCCCACAGUAUUCUGUGUUUUCUCUUUUCACUGUACCUACUCUGAAUGGACUUCACUAUGUCAGCGCUGGUGCACACGGUCCACCUUCAUAAGCUUCUUCUUGUGCUCUUAUCGGUCUUGAUCCCUAUCUACCUCUAAUGUACAAUCUGUGACAUUAUUCCGCUGUCUCAUCUGAUCCCUGACGUUUAUUUUUUUUUGCCUUAAUUCCUGCUAUUGGUACACAUUUGCAAAUUUGAUAUUAUUGGCUGAUGUGUGGUGUGCCAAGCUAGCAAAGGGUGUGGAUGGAUGGAUAAAAAUUACACCAAAAAACACAAGAAAAGGUUGAUGUAAACUACCUCUAUGCCUGUGUAAGUGAUGGGUUGACACAAUGUCAAGACUUGAAAUAAUUUCCUCCUUAUGGUCACAUGUAACCUAUCUGCAGAUCUAGUUUAGUGAUAUCUCACUUAUAAAUUUGAUUAGAAAUAUUAA
Molecule: messenger RNA, 3736 nt
Organism: Amphiprion ocellaris (clown anemonefish)
Lineage: Eukaryota; Metazoa; Chordata; Actinopteri; Pomacentridae
Gene: ppardb
Product: peroxisome proliferator-activated receptor delta b
Exons: 8
Coding region: 441-1946 (501 amino acids)
Biological process (GO): negative regulation of transcription by RNA polymerase II; regulation of lipid metabolic process; positive regulation of transcription by RNA polymerase II
Cellular component (GO): nucleus
Molecular function (GO): zinc ion binding; RNA polymerase II cis-regulatory region sequence-specific DNA binding; nuclear receptor activity
Source: RefSeq, a predicted model, not a curated record